UAAACGAACAUGGCGGACUCUCACGAACUUUCAUCUUCUUCUUCAUCAUCUUCAUUGUCAUCGAACGAUUCCUCUGACAUGUUUGAUGGGGAUUUCUCUGAUGAGGAAAGUGAUGUGGAUGGAUAUGGCAUCGCACCUGUUUUUGGAUUAUAUCCUUACAUGUUCGAGCCAGUGUGUGAUAGCGACGAGCAGGCUAUGAUGGAGGCAGAAGAAGAUGAGUUGGAGGAUGCAAAAAAGCUCGAAGAUUUGAGUUCCUGGUGUCAGUGUGGCAACUGUGCCAUAAUGGAAACAGCCAGAGAGUGUGUGUGCUGCUGUGGGGUGAAGCAGGUGCAGGCAAAGCUUGACGAUCCAGCUUUGGCAGGGGCCCAUUUAGGGUGUGUUACCGACCACCCAGGUUUGGAAGGGAUUUGCUACAACAUUUGGACACUGGAGGUAGCGGCAAUGGCCUACAAACAGCGGUAUGGGUCCAUCAAAAUCAAAGGGCCAGCUAAUGAGAAAUAUCGCUUUGUGGCAUACCGCCAAUUCGUCAGGUGGUGCUGGGAUUACCUUGGAAGGGAGGUCAGGGUGGUGAUCCCGUCCUGCAUGAUGAUCAAAAUUCGUGAAGCAUUCCCGUCUACAGCUUGCUACAAGGGUUUCAAGCUUGCUGGCGAGGAUUGAACAUUGUUCGAUUUGAAACUCUCUUACCUUGCUCUGGGACAUUGAAACGCCUGUAGUAUUUCGCAAUGGCCUCUUCCUUGGUUGGGCGUAUAAAUUGUGAGGACAGUGGUGGUGGCACCUCUAUUUCAUCAACUUCAGUGGAGAACUUGGCUGGGUCAUUGAUAACGUCAUCAUAGUGUUUUCAUCAGAGACAUAACAUAACCUGAAGUAAAUUGACCAACUUAUUUUAUUCGUCCAUUCCUGCAGGGUUAUGUUAAAUAUUGUAAAUAGUCAUCAGCUUUACCGGUAUAUAGAUUAUUGAACAAAGGUUAAUUUUUUCAA
Lineus longissimus is the source of this 978-nucleotide messenger RNA. RefSeq names its product P2X purinoceptor 7-like. The record is from RefSeq and is a predicted model, not a curated record. The coding region runs from base 10 to 657 and encodes 215 amino acids. NCBI's taxonomy places the organism in Eukaryota, Metazoa, Nemertea, Pilidiophora, Heteronemertea, Lineidae. The transcript has 3 exons.